Messenger RNA from Trichomonas vaginalis G3, 1968 nucleotides. Its product is annotated as ankyrin repeat protein family. The transcript has a single exon. Lineage: Eukaryota; Parabasalia; Trichomonadida; Trichomonadidae. The coding region runs from base 1 to 1968 and encodes 655 amino acids. The record is from RefSeq and is a predicted model, not a curated record. Gene Ontology annotation, molecular function: protein binding.
AUGACUGCAUCUAUUAAAGGGCAAAUUGAAAUUGUUAAAUAUCUUUGUUCAAUCGAUGCAAAUAAAGAAGCAAAAAAUAAAAACGAGUUCACACCAUUAAUUUUUGCUGCUAGCGAAGGACAUCUAGAAGUAGUCAAGUAUCUUAUCUCUGUUGGAGCUAAUAAAGAAGCAAAGACAGAUUAUGGCAACACUCCGCUUAUUUGGGCUUCUCAGAAAAAUCAACUUGAAAUUGUCAAAUAUUUGGUUACUAUUGGUUCUGAUAAAGAAGCGAAAACUCAAAAUGGAUAUACACCGUUAAUAGUCGCUUCUGAAAAAGGAAAUCUUGAAAUUGUGAAAUACCUUAUUUCUGUUGGAGCUGAUAAAGAAGCAAAAGAAAGCAAUAAUUGUACUCCUUUGAUUGUGGCCUCCAAACAAAAUCAUCCAGAAGUAGUAACUUAUCUUAUCUCUUCUGGGGUAAAUAUUGAAGCAAAAGAUAAAAUGGAAUGCACAGCUCUUAUUCACGCAUCGGAAAAAGGUCAUCUUGAAGUUGUAAAAUGCCUUGUUUCUGCAGGAGCAAAUAAAGAUGCGAGAAAUAACUCGGAUAAAGCCACUCCACUUAUUAUAGCGUCAAAGAAAGGAUAUUUCGAAAUUGUUAAAUAUCUGAUAACUGCUGGAUCAGAAAUUGAUGCAAUCGGUAGUCAUUAUAAAAAUGCUUUAUUAUUUGCAUCAGAAAAUGGUCAUCUUGAAAUUGUUCAAUAUCUCGUCUCAAAUGGAGCAAACAUAGAAUCAAAAGAUAAUUGUAAAAAUUCCCCGCUUAUCAUGGCAUCAGAAAAUGGACAUCUUGAAGUUGUUAAAUAUCUUAUAUCAGUUGGAGCUAAAAAAGAAGAAAAAAGCAUAUAUGGUAUAGAUCAUACACCAUUACAAAUUUCUUCUAAACGUGGUUAUCUUGAUUUGGUUAAAUAUCUUAUUUCGAUUGGCUGUAAUAUAGAAGCGAUGGAUAGAAAUGGAAAAACUGCACUUAUUUUUGCAUCGGAAAAUGGAAAACUCGAAGUAGUAAAGUAUCUUAUUUCUGCUGGUGCAAAACUAGAAGCUAAAAGCAAUGAUGGAAGCACAGCUCUCAUUUGUGCGACAAUGAAUAACAAAUUCGAAGUUAUAAAAUAUCUUAUCUCAGUUGGUGCUAAUAAAGAUGCAAAGAGUGACAUUGGUCAUAUCCCUCUUAUUGAUGCAGCAUGGAACGGGCAGAUUGAAAUCGUCAAAUAUCUUGUCUCUGUAGGAGCAAACAUCGAAGUUGAGAAUAAUAAUGGAUAUACACCACUCAUUUGUGCAGCAUGGAAUAGUCAUUUUGACAUUGUUAAAUAUCUCAUCUCGAUUGGUGCAAAUAAGAAUGUUAAAGAUUGUGAUGGUAAAACGAUUCUUAUCUUAUCAUCAACCGGAGGCCAUCUUCAAGUUGUUGAAUAUCUAAUAUCAAUUGGAGUUGAUAAAGAAGAGAAAGAUAACAAUGGAUUAACAUCUGUUAUGUGGUCAUCGUCUGGAGGUCAUCUUCAUGUUGUUAAAUAUCUUAUAUCAAUUGGCGCAAACAUUAAUGCAAAGAGUUAUUUUGGACAUACUGCUCUUAUGUUAGCAUCAAUGAACGGACAACUUGAAAUGGUUAAAUAUCUUAUUUCUAUUGGUUUAGAGAAAGAAGUUAAAGACAAUGAAGGCAAGACAUCACUCAUUUAUGCAUCAGAAAACGGAAAAGUUGAUGUUGUGAAAUAUCUUAUUUCAAUUGGAUCCAACAAAGACGAAAAAGAUCUUAAUGGAAAAACACCACUCAUUUAUGCAUCAUCUAAUGGUCAUGACGAAACUGUUAAAUAUCUUAUCUCAAUUGGAGCUAAUCCACAUGAAAGAGAUCAUUUUGGAAAGACUUAUCAAGAUUAUGCUAAAACUACAUCCAGAGGACUUACAGGAUUAGGAGGGCUGUCCUUAAGAUUGAACAGUAACAAAUAUUAA